AAACGUCUAACAUAUUCAAUUCACAGUAUCAACAACCAUGUUUGUCAGAUCGUCGAGAUUAUUGGGAAGAAAAUCGUCUCCACAAUUCACGAGAUUUUCAACCAAAUCCAGAGGUCCAUCUCUGGCUAUCCGUUUCAACUCGACCAAAUCCACGUCUACACCACCACCUCCGCCACCUCCACCACCUCAGACUGGUUCCAAGGGCAAAAUAUUGUUGGCUAUCGGAGCCUUGGCUAUUGGUUCGACUAUUGCUGCCUCCUUGUACAACAAAGAUUCUCCUAAAUCGGCUGUAGAACCUGUGGCCCAAAAGGGCCCAGCCUUUCAAGAUGGAAAAAUCAAGGUUAUCUUCGUUUUGGGGGGACCAGGCUCAGGUAAGGGUACCCAGAGUGCUUUGCUCGUGAAAGAGCAUGGAUUUGUUCACUUGUCUGCUGGUGAUUUGUUGAGAGAAGAACAAAAGAGAGAGGGUUCCAAGUACGGUGAAUUGAUCGCAAACUACAUUAAGGAAGGACUCAUUGUACCACAGGAAGUCACCGUGGCUUUGUUGGAACAGGCCAUUAAGGAAUCGUACGCCAAAGGUCUGACCAAGUUCUUGAUCGACGGAUUCCCAAGAAAGAUGGACCAGGCUCUCACUUUCGAAAACCAGAUCGCCAAGUCGUCUUUCACUUUGUUCUUUGAAUGUCCCGAACAGGUCAUGUUGAAGAGAUUGUUGGAAAGAGGUAAAACCAGUGGCAGAACUGACGACAAUAUCGAGUCCAUCACCAAGAGAUUCAGAACUUUCAUUGAAACAUCCAUGCCUGUUGUUAACCACUUUGAGGAGCAAGGCAAGGUCAUCAAGGUACAAUGCGACCAACCAGUUGAUGUCGUAUACACUCAGGUCAAGAAUGCCUUGUCGGAAAAGGGCGUUAACUAGAACAUUAGACUAGAGUAUUCAUAAAGAUUAUAAUGUAUAUAUGGCCACGGCCUAAAC
Messenger RNA from Scheffersomyces stipitis CBS 6054, 967 nucleotides. It is a transcript of the gene URA6, whose product is annotated as bifunctional uridylate/adenylate kinase. Gene Ontology annotation, molecular function: UMP kinase activity; ATP binding. Gene Ontology annotation, biological process: CDP biosynthetic process; 'de novo' pyrimidine nucleobase biosynthetic process; UDP biosynthetic process. The transcript has a single exon. Gene Ontology annotation, cellular component: cytoplasm; nucleus. Lineage: Eukaryota; Fungi; Ascomycota; Pichiomycetes; Serinales; Debaryomycetaceae. The record is from RefSeq and is a predicted model, not a curated record. Bases 38 to 910 code for a protein of 290 amino acids.